GAAAACUACGCGUCCCAGGGAAACUCGCGGUCCGAGCGUCUCCCGCAGUGCGCACGCGCGGCAGCCGGCAAGGCUUUCCCGUUGCUAAGAUGGCGGACGACAGUGAGACAGCAGUGAAGCAGCCGCCGGGGGAGGAGAGCGUCCACGAGCACUGCAGCGACUGUGAGAACGAGGACGAGCACAGCCACAACCGGGGAGGCUCAAGCCCUACGGAUGACAGUGCAGGGAAGAAGAAGAAGAAGCAGAAACAGAAAAAGAAGAAGGAAAGGGGGGACCAGAUCGAUGUGGCCCAAGAUCAGUCAGCAAAGGCCAAUUCAUUGCCUUUGCAAGUCAAUUCGUUGCCUGCCGAAAGGAUCCAAGAGAUUCAGAAGGCCAUAGAGCUCUUCUCAGUAACACACGGACCUGCCAAGACAAUGGAGGAAGCCACCAAGCGGAGCUACCAAUUUUGGGACACGCAGCCAGUCCCGAAAUUAGGCGAAGUAGUGAAUACUCACGGGCCCGUCGAACCCGACAAGGACCAUAUCCGUCAGGAGCCCUACACCUUGCCUCAGGGCUUUACGUGGGAUGCCCUGGACUUGGGGGAUCGAGGUGUGCUCAAAGAGCUGUACACCCUGCUGAAUGAGAACUAUGUGGAAGAUGACGAUAACAUGUUCCGGUUUGAUUACUCACCAGAGUUCCUCUUGUGGGCUUUGCGUCCCCCAGGCUGGCUACCUCAGUGGCACUGCGGUGUGAGGGUCAUCUCGAGCAAGAAGUUGGUGGGCUUUAUUAGUGCAAUUCCAGCCACUGUUCACAUAUAUGAAGCGGAAAAGAAGAUGGUGGAGAUCAACUUCCUCUGCGUGCACAAGAAGCUGCGUUCCAAGCGGGUGGCACCGGUCCUGAUCCGAGAGAUCACCCGACGGGUACACUUGGAGGGGAUUUUCCAGGCUGUGUACACUGCCGGCGUGGUGCUUCCAAAACCUGUUGGGACCUGUCGCUACUGGCAUCGGUCUCUGAAUCCGCGCAAGCUGAUCGAAGUGAAGUUUUCCCACCUCAGCCGGAACAUGACAAUGCAGCGCACCAUGAAGCUUUAUCGGCUGCCGGAGACUCCCAAGACCCCGGGGCUACGGCCGAUGGAACACAAAGACAUCCCUGCGGUACACAGACUCCUGACAGAAUACCUGAAGCAGUUCCACUUGACCCCGCUCAUGAAUCAGGAGGAGGUGGAGCACUGGUUCCUGCCUCAGCCCAACAUCAUCGACACAUUUGUGGUUGAGGUGAGACUCUUAUUUCCCUUUCUCUUUGCG
Molecule: messenger RNA, 1283 nt
Organism: Heteronotia binoei (common prickly gecko)
Lineage: Eukaryota; Metazoa; Chordata; Lepidosauria; Squamata; Gekkonidae
Product: glycylpeptide N-tetradecanoyltransferase 1-like
Exons: 9
Biological process (GO): N-terminal peptidyl-glycine N-myristoylation
Cellular component (GO): cytoplasm
Molecular function (GO): glycylpeptide N-tetradecanoyltransferase activity
Source: RefSeq, a predicted model, not a curated record